AUGUGUACUAGUCGUCCAUCUUCAGCUCACAAACACGAGGUGCAGAUACAUGGGAAAGGGUAUGUUGUUGACUUACACACUCGUACAUGCACAUGUGGAUAUUGGGGACUUUAUGGAAUUCCUUGCUGCCACGCUGUUUCAGCCAUUCGUUCUAUGAGAUUUAAUCCUGAGGCGUAUGUGCAUCGGUACUUGCAACUGGAAUAUGUGAAAAAUUCAUACAAGUAUCCAAUUCCAGCUUCAGAAGGACCUCAAGCUUGGCUGCCCGUGGAAGGGUACAAAAUCUACCCACCAAAGAUGAGGAAACUUCCUGGGCGCCCAAAGAAGAAUCGAAGGAAGGAGGCCGCCGAGCUGAUCACGAAGAAUGCUAAAAAUGGUAAUGGUGUGGUUGCUACUAGGCAUCAUAGUAUAGUCCAUUGCAAGAGGUGUGGGGGUGAAGGUCACAACAGGAGGAGCUGCACAAAUCCACCAGCACCACAACCAGCUCCACCGCCUAGUAAAAGGCAAAAACGAGGUGGAAACAAUGGAGGUGCUGCCCCACCGAAUGCACCGGUUGCAGCUGAAAAUGGGCAGCCAAGAAGAAGAAGGCCUCAUUGUUCGAGAUGUGGGGCAGCUAAUCACAACUCGAGAACUUGUCCGUUGAGGGUUGGAGUUCAAAUUGAAAGCAUGGGUACUUGUAGCAGGCAACAAAUGGAACGGGAAGUGCGGAGGGCUGCACAAGGAAUCAGUGUUUACAUUGAUCCCACUUCUGGAAACAUGUAUUCUCGGAUGAGUACUAGAGAUCCACAACAAGGAGGUAGGAGGGGACCGGAUGAACCAGAUCAUCCGCCCAUGAACAGUACUCAACCUCCAUCGACUCAACCCGAGACACAGUAA
Molecule: messenger RNA, 873 nt
Organism: Linum trigynum
Lineage: Eukaryota; Viridiplantae; Streptophyta; Magnoliopsida; Malpighiales; Linaceae
Source: the annotation of a GenBank genome assembly